Molecule: messenger RNA, 510 nt
Organism: Oppiella nova
Lineage: Eukaryota; Metazoa; Arthropoda; Arachnida; Sarcoptiformes; Oppiidae
Source: the annotation of a GenBank genome assembly
AUGCACUCUCAACCGCUGAUACUAGACUGCUCAGUUCACCCUUCAUCUCCUCACAUCGCUUUACUGAAACUCCAAUCACCAGUCGAAGUGAACGAAGCGGUGUGUUUGGUGUGUCUGCCCGCCCGGGGAUCCAAGAGAAAGCCCGGAAAGAGAUGCACUGUUACUGGAUAUGGAUAUAAGGAUGAGACCGGACCCAUAGCACUGAGAGUACGUGAAGCUGACGUACCAGUUGUUGAUGACCAGGAGUGCACAGUUAGAGUGAAUUCAGUGACUGAAAAGUUAUUCAUACUCCCGGCCAGUAGUUUCUGUGCGGGCGGUGAUGAGGGUAACGACGCCUGUCAGGGCGAUGGCGGCUCAGGACUUGUAUGCGAAACUGAUGGUUAUUACGAACUUACGGGUCUAGUCUCGUGGGGCUUUGGAUGCGGGAGAAGUGGAGUUCCCGGAGUGUAUGUCAAAGUUUCAGCAUUUGUUGGUUGGAUUAAUCAGAUAAUAAGUGUCAACAAUCAAUAG